AUGGCCAACAAUGAAGCCUUCAAUGCGCUUCAACGGGAGGCCCUUUCGCAGCUGUUGACGUCGAUCGGAGUCAAGGCAGAAAACCUCAGCGACGAGGUUGAUGCAGGAAUUAAAAAAUGGCGGCUGAAUCGGUUCGGAUCCACGAAUCCAAACACUGUCAAAGAUCAAAUUGAGUCCGUCGUGGACAAAUUCAGAAUGCAUAAUUUUACAGCACAGGCCGACGACUUCGACGAUCAUUUGGACAAUUUCAUCGACCGAGCUCUUGUGAAAGGAAAGUCGGGCAACUCUGACCUACACUGGGAGAUUCUCCACUUUCUGCUGGAAAUGUCCAACUCGCCAACUCAAGCGGCAGAGAUCAAGAACCCUGCGAAGAAAGCCAACGCCAGCAUCGAGGAGCAAUCAGAAGAAAGCGAGGACUCUGAGAACUCGAAUUCGGAAGAAUUCGACAAUGGAGAUCGCUGGGACGACAAGCUAUCCACGUGGUCGGAAGUGACGAAAAGCGAUGAGGGUGAAGAUAAUGAAGAUCUUCCUGAAGAGAACCAGCGGUCAGGAUUUCCUGAGAUUCCGAAGAAAUUCAAAGAGUUCAAAAGAAUCGACAGAGUUUAUAAUCUCGCAGAAGAGUUCCAAAAAGUCGCCGAUAAGCAUCCAACGCGACAAGUCUACCCUGUCGGAGAACAGCCCUGGAAAGGCGAGAAAACAAUGGGAAAGCUCUACGGAGAAGUGAUGGACCACGUGCCUAUAAAUGGAACGCUAGAGUAUUGGAUUGAACAGACGAAUUUGCUGCACAAAAAGGGCUACGGAAAGGGGUUUGAUAAGACGAAAUAUAUAGUGGCGAAUGAGAGGCAAUGUCAAGUCUGGCUCUGUGAUUCUUGUAUGGGAAUGACUGAAAACCACCUGGUUAUUUGGAACGAAGAGAAGCAGCAAGCGUCUAUCAAUGAAUUUAUCCUCGUCCAACAUACUGCACCAGAGUGGCAUGGCUACAUAAAACGCCUUCUUCCACUAAUCACUAAUGUCCGAAAAGUACGAGACUUUUUCUGGGGCCUAACAGGAUCGACGCGCCAUGAGAACAAAUUCUUCCGACCUGCGUUCCUCGACUUUGACAUACAAUUGAUGGAUCUUCUUCAAUCGCGCGUCUUUGUCUUCUUUCGUCGAUGGCGAAAUCAUGCGAUGACGAAGCACACUCUUUGCUCCACUGAUCUUCUUGUAUCCAGCGCGAUGAAGCAGAUUUUCGAAGAAGGGAUGAAAAUAACCGAAAUCGCACUUGAAGUAAUCUCUGUCGAUCGAUCCGCGAAUCCUUGCGAUAUCAGUUCGCGAACGCUUUCCAUUCUCUUCAAACAUCUUCCAAUAAUUCACAAGAGUUACGAAAGCUUCGCCGCCGAGUAUUCAUUCCUCCUGAAAAAGUGCAUGUGGAGAUAUGUCAAUUGCAUUCAACUAUUUGCGUCGCAAAGAAGCUUCAUCAAAGUUGUCCCUACAUUUCCGCUUCGAUUUACUGACGUUGAUAAAGACAGUGAGAAUUUUAUUGACGAAUGCGUCGCCAGAUCGAAUAAUUUCCCGAUCCCUCCAUUGGAGCCUGCGUUGAGUUUACUUUACGAAAUUAUGCGGAUGCGCGCCGUUCUUCAAAACUGGGGCGUCGAGGAAAGAUUUUCCGAUCGCACAUUUAUGUUGGAAAACGCGUUUGAGGAGCAUUGGGAUGAACUGUCCGACAAAUACUUUGGGCGAAGAAAUGUGCUUGAUGACGCGUAUUUGUCAACGCGGGUUUGGGUGAGCUACGAAGAGAAGAAAUUCACGAAGGAGCAGUUGGAGAGCUUUGGCCCUUUUGCUGAAAGGAUGAAGCAAUUGAACAAGAAAAAAGUCUAUCACAGGCCGGAGAAAUCGACAGAUUGGAAGGCUAUUAUCAGAAAGCCAAGCAAGGGAAAUUUCAACUUCAAAAUGUCACGUGGCGCCGCGCUUAAUUGCGGAGAAACCAAUCCCUGGCAUAAAGAAUUCCUCAAGCCGAUCAUGGCUCAUUUGCGCUCGCAAUACAAGUGCUACAAAGCGCAACUGGCGGAAAUCGACCUGCAACGCUAUGUUGAUGCGCAUAUUGAUUUCUUUCUCGGAGAUAUGGGCGAUCAUGUGAACGAUAUUGCCUGGCUGCUGAUGGAUAAGAGUCUUGGAGGGAAGCUGCACUCGAGUCUUGUCGAAGAAGUUAUAGAACAAUGUCCGCGCUUCCACAAAUUCGAAUUCGACAUAAAAAUCGAACAGAGCUCUCCCAAAUCGGCUCUUGAGCGGCUUCACAUCGCUUUUAAAAUGCCACCGAUGCUGAAAACGAUUAUCAGCGACAGCUGCCAGGAGCGAUAUCUGAGAAUAUAUCGCCGCAUGAUUCUCAUGGCUUGCGCUAGCAUUGGUGUUUCGGGCAGAUUCGCCGACAAAAAGAAUCGGGCCAGAGAAGAGGAAGAGUACUCAGAGGAAUCAUCUGAGGCUUGUUUCUUGAGCACUAAAAAUUUAGCGUUUACCGAAGACGAGGCGGACGAAAUUUACAUGCAGCGACACCUCCAAUUGAUUCUUCCCACUUUUGCCCAUGCCUUCCAAAUCGCCAUCAUUCAACCUCUCGUUAAACAGUUCCGCGAGAACGCUGCCCGAUCUGACACCAUCUUCGACUUGAUAAAGUACCACAAAGAAAUGGUGGCAAAGCUCGAAACAGCUGUUUUCUUCGAGGAAACGCCGGUGAUUGGGAAGAAGGUUUUGACGAUUCUGAAGAUCGCAAAAGACUUUGAGCGAAACCACCACAAGAGAUCGACUCAAGAGGAAUUUGUCAAAACCUGCGCGGAUUUGAGAAUGCUCACCAAAUCGAUCCACGAUAAGCUUGUUGACGAGAGAACGAGGUCGCUCUUCCAGGGAAUGUCGGAAGUACUCUACUACACCGAUGUCCGAAACCAAGCUCGAAAUAAUGCUCUUUCCGCGGCGAUGAAGUUCAAAGGAGCACAUAAAAAUGCUCAAAUUUUCUUCCCCAGCGUAGGAACUCCCGUAAAGAAAAAUCUCUAG
This is a messenger RNA of Oikopleura dioica, 3021 nucleotides long. Lineage: Eukaryota; Metazoa; Chordata; Appendicularia; Copelata; Oikopleuridae. The record is from the annotation of a GenBank genome assembly.